Cylas formicarius (sweet potato weevil) is the source of this 1701-nucleotide messenger RNA. Its product is annotated as b(0,+)-type amino acid transporter 1-like. Gene Ontology annotation, molecular function: L-amino acid transmembrane transporter activity. The transcript is spliced from 5 exons. Lineage: Eukaryota; Metazoa; Arthropoda; Insecta; Coleoptera; Brentidae. The coding region runs from base 173 to 1651 and encodes 492 amino acids. The record is from RefSeq and is a predicted model, not a curated record. Gene Ontology annotation, cellular component: membrane. Gene Ontology annotation, biological process: amino acid transmembrane transport.
ACGUGCGCGUCGUGCGAGCGUACCUAAUCACCCACGAAUUAAUCAAUCCGGCGCCUCGCGAAGGAAACGGUCGAUUUAAGUCGCGACCGCCGCCGACGCGACACCGAGAAAAAACGCACAUGCACGGAAGAGGCGGCUCUGGAAUCGAGGGUUGACGCGGGGCGCGCACGCAAUGAACGACGACCAGCAUGAACCGACCCCGUCGAAGGGCCCGGUGCGGCUCAAGCGGGAGUUGGGCCUCUUCUCAGCGAUCAACAUGAUCCUCGCCGUCAUGAUAGGUUCCGGGAUCUUCGUUUCGCCCGCCUCCGCCCUGAAGUACUCGGGCUCGGUUGGUAUGGCGAUCGUAGUGUGGACGGUGUGCGGCCUGGUGUCCCUCCUGGGGGCCCUCGCGUUCGCCGAGCUAGGCACCGUGAUCCCCAGGUCGGGAGCCGAAUACGCCUACUUCAUGGAUUCCUUCGGGCCCCUGCACCCUUUCUGGGGCAGGCUGCCCGCCUUUCUCUACUCGUGGCUCAUGGUGGUCAUCAUCAGGCCGGCCGAAGUGGCCGUCAUCGUGCUCACCUUCAGCGAGUACCUGUGCCAGCCGGUGCUGGACGUCCUCUGCGUCGAGGACCGCCGCGACGUCGGCCAAGUCGUCAAAAUCGUCGCCGUCGUCGCUCUAGCCACCAUCACGUACAUAAACGUCGCGAGCGUCAAACUCUACGUCACGGUGCAGAACGUGUUCGGCUCAUUCAAGGUCGUCGCAUGUCUCGUCGUCAUCUUCGGCGGCUUGUACGAGCUGUGCGCCGGCAACACCGCAAACCUCGCUAGGGGCUUCGAGGGCACGAGCUCGUCGCCGAAGAGCCUCGCUCUCGCGUUCUACAGCGGCCUGUGGGCGUACGACGGCUGGUCCGCGGUAACCGUCGUCACCGAGGAGGUCAAACGACCGGAAGUCAAUAUCCCGCGCAGCAUCGAGAUAAGCGUGCCGAUCGUCACCGUCCUCUACGUCUUCAUGAAUAUCGCCUACAUGACGGUGCUGUCGGUCCCUGAGAUGGUGAGCGCGAACGCGGUGGCCGUCGCCUUCGGCGAGAAGGUCCUCGGACCUGUGGCUUUCGUCGUGCCGCUGGGAGUCGCCCUCAGUACCUUCGGCUGCGCCCUCAGCGUCCAGUUCGGCGUCACCAGGUUGUGUUACGUCGCCGGUCAGGACGGGUUUAUGCUGGAGAGCUUCUCCUACGUGCACCGGCAGCGUCUCACGCCCGCUCCGGCCGUCAUCUACCAGGGCCUGGUAGCGUUCCUGUUCAUCGUCGCCGGCGACAUCGUGCAGCUCAUCGAGUUCGCGAGCUUCCUCAUAUGGCUCGCCUACGGUACCGCGAUGCUCUCGCUGCUGGUGCUCAGGCGCACCAUGAAGGACGUGCCCAGACCGUACAAGGUGCCCGUGUGGAUACCGGUGUUUAUUUUUUUGGUCGCCCUGUACCUCAGCGUCACGCCGAUAGUCACCGACCCCGACCCGAUGUACCUCUUCGCGUUGGGCUUCACGUCGCUAGGCGUCCCGGUCUACUACUGGUGCAUUUACAAGAGGCGACGCCCCGACAGGCUCAUGAAUCGUCUCACGUUCCUGGUGCAGGUGCUGCUGGAGGUGGUGCCGCCGGAAGCGGCCGAGCGCCGCUCCACCUGAUAUUGUUAUUUCAUUAAAUCCGUACGGAAACGAAGGCGUUUUUUUUAUUA